Molecule: messenger RNA, 3414 nt
Organism: Chenopodium quinoa (quinoa)
Lineage: Eukaryota; Viridiplantae; Streptophyta; Magnoliopsida; Caryophyllales; Amaranthaceae
Product: probable LRR receptor-like serine/threonine-protein kinase At3g47570
Exons: 1
Coding region: 55-2514 (819 amino acids)
Biological process (GO): protein phosphorylation
Molecular function (GO): protein kinase activity; protein binding; ATP binding
Source: RefSeq, a predicted model, not a curated record
AUUAUUUUCAAUUCUCUGUUAGUAGUUACAGCAUUACCUUCAAUAACUUACAUAAUGUCACGCUUAACGUUAACAUUUUACGUGAUAAUUUUCGCUACCAUUAUUCUGUUUCAUUGUAUUCAGCUCGCAACAACUCAGAACAAUGAAACAGAGAGGUUGGCAUUGCUCGAAAUCAAAGCCAAAAUAACAGAUGAUCCAUUGGGUGUAAUGAGGUCAUGGGACGAUACCAUCCAAUAUUGUGAGUGGCACGGGGUUACUUGUGGUGGUACAUACGAGCAAGUGACAAAACUAGACCUGAAUUCAUCAGAAAUCACGGGUACGCUCUCUCCCUAUAUCGGAAAUUUAAGCUUCCUGCAGCAGUUGCGCCUUGACAGUAACAACUUUGUUGGGAUGAUUCCGGAUAGUCUAGGAAAAUUAAAGAAUCUGACCAUUAUGGUUUUAGAUGAGAAUAUGUUCAAUGGAAUAGUCCCACCUUCAAUCUUUAAUCUCUCGUUGUUGACACAAUUAUCCUUAAGGCAAAAUGAGUUAGAAGGAGAUCUUCCUUCAGGUUUAGGUAAUACACUUCCGCGUCUUCAGUUCUUGUCUUUGGGCUCCAAUCGAUUUACCGGUCUAAUUCCUGCUUCAAUAUCCAAUUCUUCUAGUCUGGAUGUUCUUCAGUUGAGUCAAAACCAUCUUCGAGGUCACGUUCCUUCUCUGCACAAGUUGCAAAGGCUUUCGCGCCUAGUCCUUUCUGAUAACUCCCUUGGGUAUGACCAAGACGAAGAUUUGAACUUUGUUUCUUCUUUAGCCAAUCAUACCCACUUACUAUGGCUUCAGAUAGGCCAAAAUAACUUCAAAGGAGUUUUUCCUAAAACCAUUUGCAAUUUCUCAUCCCUUGCUAUAUUGGCAUUACACAAGAACAACAUAGUAGGAGAAAUUCCAGUGUGCAUUGGAAACUUAGCCAAACUGCAACAAUUUGUGGUUAGUGACAACAGACUUUCCGGGGUCAUUCCUUCGAGUAUAGGGCAACUCCAAAAUCUAUACACCCUAUACACGAAUGGUAACAAUUUAUCCGGGGUCAUUCCAUCUUCGAUUGGAAACUUAAGCAGCUUGUCUAAAAUUUCCUUGUCUCAUAACAACCAUAUAGGGGAAAUACCGUCUGAUCUUGGAAAUUGUACAUCUCUAAUAGCAUUAUAUUUUGCUAAUAACAGUCUUACUGGUGGUAUACCCUUGCAACUCUUUAAUCUCCCGGCCUUGUCUACCAUGAUCGAUUUUUCUGAAAACCACCUAACCGGAUCCCUCCCGGAAGAAGUUGGGAAGUUGAAUAAUCUUCAAAGCAUUUUACUAAAUGGUAACAUGUUAUCAGGUCAGAUUCCAAGCUCUAUUAGUAGGUGCGUCGUUCUAGAGUACCUAUACUUGGGGAAAAACAACUUCGGAGGCUCUAUUCCUGAUGCAUUGAGAUCAUUAAAGGGUCUUCUUGAGAUUGAUCUGUCAUACAACAAUUUAACAGGGCAGAUACCGCCAUUUCUAGCAGACUUACAGUUAAGAUUGCUAAAUCUCUCACACAAUAGCCUUGAAGGUGAAGUACCUAUUCGCGGAGUUUUUAAUAAUGCAACAAAUAUUUUACUAAGUGGAAAUGAUAGGCUCUGCGGAGGCAUAGUCGAGUUACAUUUGCCUCGAUGCAGUAGUAGUCCGGACAAACAGGAAAGCAAACAGGGGCACACGAAGAAAUUGACAGUCACAAUUCUUUCUUCAUUUUUCGGAGUUAUUCUGGUAUUGGCUUUAGUACUUGUGUUGUUGAAAAAAUCAAGGAAGAGAAAAAAGACUAAUGAACCCGUGUCACACGAUAUAUCAGGUCAUAGAAUAUUUCCAAAUUUGUCUUACCAGACACUCCUUAGAGCAACUAAUGGGUUCUCCCCGGAACAUCUGAUUGGCAGCGGAACAUUUGGGGUUGUGCACAAGGGAAUCCUCGAGGAGGAUGGAUCAGUUGUUGCAAUUAAGACAUUUAAUCUCGAGCAUCAUGGCGCUUUGAAGAGUUUUAUUGCUGAAUGUGAGGUCCUUAGAAGCAUCAGACACCGAAAUCUUCUGAAGGUAAUUACAGCUUGCUCAAGUGUUGAUAAUCAAGGAAGGGAUUUCAAGGCAUUGGUAUGCGAGUACAUGGUGAAUGGAAGUUUGGAAGAUUGGUUGCAUCCAUCACAUGAAACUAGUAAUGUCAAAAGUUUAUGUGAUACCUCAAGAUACUUGAGUUUUCAUCAAAGAUUUGAUAUUGCAGUUGAUGUUGCAUUUUCCUUGGAUUAUCUACACCAUCAAGGUGGUGCCCCAAUAGUUCACUGUGACUUGAAACCGAGCAAUAUUCUCCUUGAUGAUGAAUUGGUUGCUCAUGUUGGCGACUUUGGGCUAGCCAAAAUCCUCCUAGAAGGCGUCAACAACUGUCAUGCAAAUCAAUACAGCUCCAUUGGAGUUAGAGGAACUAUUGGAUACACUCCUCCAGGUAACGUUAAAAUUUUUUACCACAAUUCUAAUUUAUCUUUAUGAGAUAGUAUAGCCGUAUAGGUUUGUGGGAUCGUGUUGAAUUCGUCUUAUUUUAAUUCCUCCGUUUUAUUAAGACUUACAACACAAACUUUUUCACUGUAUUUAAGAAAAGUAGGUCUCACAUAAUAUUUAGAAUGGGGUGAGAGAUUGUUAGUAAUAUAAUUUAGUGGGCCAUAAGCUUAAAAUAAAGGUCAUAAUUCAAUUUUCAAUAAAAAAAAUAAAAAUAAAAUAAAAGAAUUCUGAUUAUAGUGUAUUGCAAGUAUUGUAACAUUUCCAUUUUAGAGAAAUGUUGCAAGUAUUAAAAAACUGAUAAAUAAAGUAUAUAUAAUCAAUAUUAAGUUUUAACAAUUUAUGCAGAUAUAUAUAAGUCUCAUCAUGAGACCUUGAAAAGUCAAAUAAAAAUAAAAAAAAAUAAAUAAAAAAAAGGAGAUGAAGGGAAUGUAAGCCAGUGUUUGUUUGUAAACCAAUUCCCAAAUCAUGUUUUCUACCUCCAAUAAACCUAUUUUGAAGUUCAGUGUGAUCAUUAUGAUAAUAUAAAGUCAUGUUAUACGCAGAAUAUGGUUUGGGAAAUGAAGUGUCAACUGCUGGCGAUGUCUAUAGUUUCGGGAUCCUUUUACUUGAAAUGUUUACAGGAAAGCGGCCUACUAAUGACAUGUUCAAAGGGGGCUUGAGCUUGCAUAACUUCGCGAAAAGAGCUAUGCCGGAAGAGAUCACAACAAUUGUAGAUCAUUCUCUUUUGGAAGACAUUAACAAAGAGGAAAAUACCAACAAGAGCGUAAUAUUGGAGGCCUUAACUUCUAUACUUUUAGUGGCACUUUCAUGUUCAUCUGAAGUGCCUCAAGAAAGGCUGGACAUGAGUGAUGUUGCUCAAAACCUAUCUUUUGUCAGAAAUAAGCUUCUUUA